ACGUGGGGCGGGUCCUCUUGGUGUAGUCCACUUCCUGCUUCUCUGCCCUGGUUUCGACUGAACAGCUGCAUCAGCCCUUUAUCCGACGAAAGACACAAUGUCACAUCAAACAGGCAUUCAAGCGGGUAACGACGUAAAGGAUGCCUUUGCCAAUGCCAAGAGCGGAGACCAAUAUCGGGUCAUAAAGAUUGUAAUUGAGAAUGAGCAGCUGACUGUGGGCGCUACCAAGAAAGCAUCAAAGAAGUGGGACCAGGAGUAUGAUUCUCUCUUGCUGCCCCUCCUCGAGGAUGAGUUGCCCUGCUACAUUCUGUACCGGCUGGACUCCACUAACAACCAGGGUCACGAGUGGGUCUUCCUGUCCUGGUCACCAGACCGCUCUAAUGUGCGACAUAAAAUGUUAUAUGCUGCUACCAGAGCCACCGUGAAGAAAGAGUUUGGAGGCGGACACAUCAAGAACGAAAUUUUCGCCACCCUAAAGGAAGAAAUGAGUCUCAGCGGAUACAGGAAAUAUCUGACUUCGCAGGCUGCUCCCCUGCCCCUCACUGCUGCAGAGGAGGAACUGAGACAGAUUAGACUAAACGAGGUGCAGACGGACAUCGGCGUGGACACCAAGCAGCAGACUCUGCAGGGAGUGGCCUUCCCUCUUCACGGAGAGGCUGUUGCAGCGCUUGAACGCUUUAGGGACAAAAGAAUCAAUUACGUACAACUGCAAGUAGACCUUGAGCAGGAGCUGAUUCGGUUGUGCAACACUGAGCCAACAGAGUUGAAAGACCUGCCAAUGAGAAUCCCUAAAGAAUCUCCACGUUACCACUUCUUCCUCUAUAAACAUUCCCACGAAGGCGACUACUUGGAGUCCACAGUCUUCAUUUAUUCUAUGCCCGGGUACAAUUGUAGCAUCCGAGAGAGGAUGCUGUAUUCCAGCUGCAAAGGCCCCUUGGUUGACAUGGUGGAAAACAAUCUCCAGAUUGAGAUUGAGAAAAAGUUGGAGAUUGACAAUGGGGAUGAAUUGACCAGUGAUUUCCUGUACGAGGAGGUGCAUCCCAAGCAGCAUGUACACAAGCAGGCCUUCGCCAAGCCUAAAGGCCCCCAAGGGAAGAGGGGUAUCCGCCGCAUCACCCGAGCACCCGCAGAUGGAGAAGAGGAGGAUUAAACAGACCUCAGCAUCAAAACCACCACAUCCACCCCGAGCACGUUCCACAGUGGAACAUUCCAGCGAUGGGGAAAAUCAUAUUUGACACGCUUGUUUAAAAGAAUAAGACAACAACUUUAAAUUCCCACAAAGUUCACCAGAGACCCAACUAUGCACGCCAAGGACAACUGAGCAAUGACACAUUUCAGAAUUUCCAUUUGUAGCUCGCCAAAUGGAAGCAUAUUUAUGUAUGUUAGUACAGUCAUAACGAUGAAUUUACAAUGAUUCAAAGAUGCCCAAACAAAGUGAAGCUUAAGGUUUUUACAUUGUUGCCAGCUCUGAGACUUUAAAAGUGUCGGUGUGACUAAUGUGAACUUGCGCCAAUAUGAUAAAAAAUUCCCUCAUUUUGAGUUCACAUGCUCAAAUUCUUAACUUGCAUUCCUUUAAGUCUGUGUCGAUUAAUGUUUCCGUGUCUAAUGUGUUGAACAUUUGUGUCCUACUGUCUGCACAAUGA
Molecule: messenger RNA, 1643 nt
Organism: Centropristis striata (black sea bass)
Lineage: Eukaryota; Metazoa; Chordata; Actinopteri; Perciformes; Serranidae
Product: twinfilin-1-like
Exons: 9
Coding region: 98-1150 (350 amino acids)
Biological process (GO): barbed-end actin filament capping; regulation of lamellipodium assembly; positive regulation of neuron projection development
Cellular component (GO): myofibril; cytoplasm; actin filament
Molecular function (GO): actin filament binding; actin monomer binding
Source: RefSeq, a predicted model, not a curated record